This is a messenger RNA of Cataglyphis hispanica, 2259 nucleotides long. RefSeq lists its product as uncharacterized. Gene Ontology annotation, molecular function: sodium channel regulator activity. Bases 790 to 2124 code for a protein of 444 amino acids. The record is from RefSeq and is a predicted model, not a curated record. The transcript has 2 exons. Lineage: Eukaryota; Metazoa; Arthropoda; Insecta; Hymenoptera; Formicidae. Gene Ontology annotation, biological process: regulation of sodium ion transport.
CGAGGAAGCCAGGAUAGAAUAUGCGCGCGGGUGGUGGACUCGUCCUGCGGUAAAAAGGAGAGACUUCCCUUGCGGUAAAAAGGAGAGACUUUGCUUACGUGGAAUCCUGACGUGGGACCGAUGAUACAAAUGUGCGCUUGCAUCUCCACAUAGGACGAGCUUCGAUGAGCUUGCGAGAAAUCCAAAGAUCAGUGCUAAGUGCUAACACGUAUUAUUCAAGAAGAAGAGCGAAAACUGUGCUACAUCGAGCUUGCCAUGUAAUAACGGAAUGUUGCGACGACGUGAAUAGUUUUGUACGCGUUGAAUUCUGCAAAAUGUAGGAACCUAGUGCGGGCGAGAAACACAACCAAACUCGCGGCUCUUGGUGGUUGAAAAUCUCUGAGAAUCCGCCCCUAUUGAUGGUGUCAUCUGUCUCUUUAAAGGUAAUUUCUACUCUCCGUCUAGAAGCACGCGUCGCGGAUCUUAUCAAUAAGAGUUUCUUAUAUAACAGUCUGAAAUAAAUACAUGGCUUGAUUGGAAAAUUUUUAUUUGGCAUAUCGUAUCAGAAUGUUAAAGAACUCGAGAACGGAUCAUUUUUAUAAAUGCUGAUGCAAAAUAUCAAGGAUCUCCGAUUGAUUUAUAGACUCUUUUAAAUCAUCGUCGGUUUCAUUUCAACCAAGCGAAUAUAAAUAUCAUGUUUAUUCGACGUAAUACAUCAGUCAAACACUUUCGCCCGCAUAAGAUGAACAAGCGCGAGUAGAGAAACGAUCGAUUUGUGACCGAUUGAGUAAUCAAUCCAACCGAAGCAGGAUGCCGAAACCAGUGCCGGUGGAGAACCUGGUGAUACCGCCGCAGGAUAGCCGCAUCUGCGGUACGAUCUGCAUCUGCCAAAUGACCUUGGUGCUGUCCUCGGUCGCGUUGGUGUACCUCACAGUCGCGAUCUACAUGCCAUGGGGACGGGCGUACCAAUCGGGCAUCAGCGAGAUACCCGCGAUGUGCACGACGAUUCGCGCGGUGAACGCUGACAAUUGCGAUUGGGGCAGCUGCGGCGAGUGGUGUCUGUCCAAGACAUCCGGGCCGUGUGCGCAGAUUCAUGUGAAUCUACGUAGAAACGGCUCGAGGAUCCUGUUGGCGAACUGUACGAACACGACGAACAAAACGUGCUACGGCAUCGAUCAGGAGAAUGCGAAACGUUACAAAUGCAUCGCGGACGAGUGCCGUAAUCUCACUGGCACCUUCAAUUGCUCCGCGGGCACCUGUAUCAAUAUCACCGACGCUUUCGAGUGUAUGUUCCACGACACCGAUCCGCCACUAAAGUGUUCCGGUCGUCGCGGCAAGAUCACCUGCAUUGAUAUAGACGGUCUGUUUAACUGUAAUCGCGGUACCUGCGAGCGCAUACGUACUCCAUACAAUUGCGACCGCAGAUGCGUCGAUAUCCCGACCAGGAACAAGAAUAUGAUCCUCAUGAGCGGCGACAAGGUGUAUCUAAGCCAAUGCGAGCGAGCGAUAGACGUGCCAACCAAUCGAGAGAUUUGGCACGAGGAUCGCGGUGACGUCAUGAUGGCAUCUUGCUAUGGGAUCUACAAUUCCACGAUGGGUGUAGAGGCAGUGGAUUGCAUCAACGGCUCCGUGCUGGAGAAGGAUCUGCUGACCGAUUUGACCAAUUUCACGUACCUGUCCUACCUGAAUAUAUAUGCCACGAAACCUCUCGACAGUCAGGUUGCGCCGCCGGAACACACUUUGAUCAUCGCCAAUGAAAGCCGAUUGCUUAUCAAUCUCGAGGGAUGUGUGAACACGCUUCGGGACGAGUGCAAGGAAUUUCUUCAUAGGUAUGGGAAGGAUGGAUCCGAUCAUAACGCUCGCGCCAGAUUCCCGUGUUACUACGCGGAGGACAACACCGGCAUUGUCGUGUCACGCUUCGAUCUCGAAACGACCUAUAAAGAGUUCUUAAUCGCCUUAUUGCUGCCGAGUAUCCUGUUCAUCAUCAGCUGUCUCACUCUGAUCUUCUGUCAGAGGACAGUCGUCGUCGGGGACGACGCUAAAAUGAGAUUCAAGGGCAAGCCCGGCACGCUGGUCUCGAUAGAGAGGAGCGCGUCGGGUAACUUAGGGGAUGCUGGCGGAGGAGAUUCUGUUAUGGCGCUCUGAGAUCCGUCACGCAUUCCCCUCCUGGAGGAGAGUCCGGCUCGUCAGUCGAUAUUCUCCCUGCGCGGGCAUUAUUGAGGUGUGGGGAGGGGGGGAACGCGUGAUCAAAAAAAAAUUCUCAUCUUGCAAUUUGUAAAG